This is a messenger RNA of Aspergillus ibericus CBS 121593, 627 nucleotides long. RefSeq lists its product as uncharacterized. NCBI's taxonomy places the organism in Eukaryota, Fungi, Ascomycota, Eurotiomycetes, Eurotiales, Aspergillaceae. Bases 1 to 627 code for a protein of 208 amino acids. The record is from RefSeq and is a predicted model, not a curated record. The transcript has a single exon.
AUGUCGACCUGUACAAUGCUGUCUGCCUCUUCAUCGACGGAUACAGAGCCUUAUACAAUCCAGCUUCGCCCUUACUCCGAGCACGACAAGGAAGAGAAGGCCGACCAUCACAACGCCUACACCCCAUGUAGGCGUGGAUGUGGCUCUCUUAUAUCGGAUGCCCUGGACGGCGCUCUUGCGGAGACCUCAUAUACCAAUAUCUCUGUCAACAGUCCUUUGAGAGGCGGAUACGCAGCACUCAAACGUCUCAUUGACCCGAUAGAACGACUGAGCUUAUGCGAAGUCUGUCCGAAGGAAGAGGCCUAUCGAAACUUCCUCCACACGGUCUGCGACGGAAUCGUCCGACAAUACAAGCAUUUCUACCAGGUGCUUUUCCGGUACUUCAAACGUACCAACUUUGAGGUGGCCUGCUGCAGCGACGACGAUCUGUUUCGGCACGAUUAUAUGAUCUUGCAAUAUGCCUCCCAAAUUGACCGAGUCCUUGCGAGCAUCAGCCGAGUGGCUCACAUUCUCUCAGAGCAGUCCGUCUACGAUGGAGAUUCCUGGUAUAUGGUGUACAAUCAAGCCGAACGACUGGCAGACGCCACAUACAACCUCCGAGAGUGGGUGGUGUACAUCCGAGCUUGA